CUCUUCCAGCCCUAAACCCCAAAUCCCGAUCCCCGCUUCCUUUCUGCUUAGGUAGCAUCUCUGGAGAACCAUAUAACUCCUCGCGGGUUAUAAUGCGAAGCCAGUAGAACUCUACCUCCGAUCGACGGCGAAUUAUCCGACCAUGCGAUUCCAAGGAGCUCACCUGGCCGUAUAUUUGGCCCGCCGUUCCCUUCGUUCGAUGCUCUCCAGCGAGUCGUCCGAUGCCGCCACUUCCAUUUGGGUCUCAGCGCGGUGGCAUGUCGCGGGGAUAUGUACUUCGUCGAGGAUUCUCACGGAUAUAAAUCAGAAAACUGGUAAGUCAGCUAUUGGCCAUCGGUGUGCAAGUUUUUUUGAUCGUUGCUUCCAAAAGAGGUAUUUUCAUGGGACACAAGUGGUGUCCGCUAGAGAUUAUUAUGAGGUUCUUGGAGUGAGUAAAGGUGCAAGUGCUUCAGAUAUUAAGAAGGCGUACUAUGGGCUUGCAAAGAAGCUUCAUCCUGAUACAAAUAAAGAGGACGCUGAUGCUGAAAAGAAAUUUCAAGAGGUUCAACGAGCUUAUGAGGUCCUAAAAGAUGAUGAAAAGAGAUCACUUUAUGACCAGGUUGGUCCUGAUGCUUUUGAACAAGCUGCCUCUGGAGGAGGUCCUGGUGGGCCGUUUGGAGGUGCUGGAUUUGGGAGCCCAUUUGAUGAUUUCUUUUCUGGUGGUGGAAUGAACGAUUUCUUCAAGAACAUUUUCAGAGAUAGAGAAUUUGGUGGACAAGAUGUCAAGGUCUCUCUUGAGAUAUCUUUUAUGGAAGCAGUCCAUGGGUGCACUAAAACAUUGACAUUUCAAACUUCCCUCCCUUGUGAGGCUUGCGGUGGGAGUGGUGUACCUCCUGGUACCAAGCCUGAGACUUGCAGAACUUGCAAAGGCGUGGGAACGAUUUUCAUGCAAAGUGGCCCCUUUAGGAUGCAAACCACGUGUUCAAAAUGUGGUGGUUCCGGGAAAACCGUGAAGAACCUUUGCCAAUCAUGCAAGGGUAAUAAAGUCUUCAGGGGAACAAAAUCAGUAAAACUGGAUGUCAUGCCUGGUGUGGAUGAUGAUGAUACUAUAAGGGUCUAUGGCAGUGGUGGUGCAGAUCCUGAAGGAAAUAAACCUGGUGAUCUCUAUGUUACUAUAAAGGUCCGGCAUGAUCCUGUUUUCCGCAGAGAGAAAUCUGAUAUCCAUGUUGAUGCUGUUCUAAGUAUCACUCAGGCUAUAUUAGGUGGUACUAUUCAUGUUCCAACUCUUACAGGGGAUGUUGUUCUUAAGGUGAGACCAGGCACGCAACCAGGCCAGAAGGUUGUUUUAAAAGGAAAAGGAAUGAAGACAAGGAACUCAUCAUUCUAUGGAGACCAAUACGUCCAUUUUAACGUUACAAUACCUGUUAACCUCACAGAUAGGCAACGCGUGUUAAUUGAAGAGUUUGCUAAAGAGGAGCAAAGAGAGUAUAAGGGUGGUGCUGCUGCAGAAGCCUCAGGGUAACAACUCUUAUUUUACAAUGGGCCUGUUUGAAAUAUCCAAUUCUAUUAAUGUUUGCAAAUUUUUGGUUAAAUUAUAAUUUUACUAUUAUAUAGAUUAUAAGAAUAGGAUGUCUUUUGUAGCAAUUUUUCAUUAGACGCCACUUUUUCCUUCUGUAAAACGCUUGCAUUACGUUUGUGCAAUUCACCCAAUUUUAAUGUUACAUCACUUAUUUGAACUAAUAAUGAUAAAAUCCUCAGCUAAUGUGUAUAUA
This is a messenger RNA of Dendrobium catenatum, 1751 nucleotides long. RefSeq names its product chaperone protein dnaJ GFA2, mitochondrial. The transcript is spliced from 18 exons. Gene Ontology annotation, cellular component: cytoplasm. Gene Ontology annotation, biological process: response to heat; protein refolding. Lineage: Eukaryota; Viridiplantae; Streptophyta; Magnoliopsida; Asparagales; Orchidaceae. Bases 143 to 1501 code for a protein of 452 amino acids. The record is from RefSeq and is a predicted model, not a curated record. Gene Ontology annotation, molecular function: ATP binding; heat shock protein binding.